AUGGUAGACAAAAAAGCUACCUACCCCCCCAUCGUCGAUGUCCUCAUCGUCGGCGCCGGCCCCUGCGGCCUAGCAGCAGCAGCCCGCCUACGCGAAGAAACCCCCUCAGCAAUCUUCACAGACGACGAACACCAGCGCUACCACUGGAUCAACAAGCACAGCGGACGGAUGCCGCUCGUACAGGCUCACCACCGGCGCGUCAAGGGCGUGCGUGCCGAAAAGUGGAAGACGUACAACUCGCGUUCACGACAGAGGACAUACUCGUCGGUCUCAACGUCGUCCAACGAGUCCGAGGCGCCGUCAUUAUCAUCAUCCGUGGACUCAGCGCCGGAUACCGAAGAAGCAAUAAUGGGUGAGGGGUCACUUUCCACGAUCGUGCUGGACGGCACGGGACAGCGGUGGAUGGAGCGGUGGAAUCGCGCGUUCGAGACGCUGGAGAUCGAGCAGCUGCGCAGUCCGAUGUUCUUUCAUGUGGAUCCGGGGGAUCGGGAUGGGUUGUUGGCUUAUACGGGGGAGACGGGGCGGGAGGGAGAUUUGUGGGAGAUUACGGGGUGUGUGGGGAAGGAGAUGAGCAAGCAUAAGAGGAAGAAGAAGAUGAUGAGGUCGAAGGCGCAAGCAGUAGGAGAAGUCGAGAUCGAUGAGCGAGACCGCAAAGAUUACUUCUCCCCUUCGACUGGCCUCUUUGCCGACUAUUGCGAGAGUAUCAUCUCGCGGUACGGGCUCGACGCCCCCGGUACGAUCCAGCAGCGUGAAGCCUGCGAUAUCAAAUACGACUACCACAUGGAUUUAUCGCCGACGGAGAAGAUCUUCACGGUGACGAAUACAGACGGGACGCAGUUCUACAGUCGCACGGUGGUGCUGGCUAUUGGACCUGGCCGGAGGAAGAUCCUCCCCUUCCCACUCUCUGCGGAGGAGACGAACGGCGCGUGCCAUAGCACGGAGAUACGGUCAUUCCCGAGUCCCAACAUCAGGCAGAAGGUCCAGCAGCGGCGGGAGACGAACGUCGUAGUCGUCGGGGGCGGGUUAUCGUCAGCGCAGCUAGUCGACAUGGCUGUGCGAAAGGGAGUGACUAAAGUUUGGUUUAUAAUGCGGUCUGACCUUAAAGUCAAACAUUUCGACAUCGACCUAAGCUGGAUGGGCAAAUUCAAAAACUACGAAAAAGCAGCCUUCUGGUCUGCCGACACCGACGAAGAACGCCUCAAGAUGAUCCAAGCCGCGCGCAACGGAGGCUCCGUCACGCCACGAUACCAGAAGGUUUUGAGGCAGCACGCCGCGCGCCACCGGGUCUCGAUGCACACCCGCACGGUGAUCACAGGCCGGGAGUACAGCCCGGAGACGCAGACGUGGCGUCUCACCACGGAGCCGCCGAUCGCCGACCUGCCGGCCAUCGACUACAUCUACUUUGCCACGGGGAUGGGUCUGGACGUGCAGGAGCUGCCCCUGUUGCAGACUAUGAGCCGCGAUUACCCGAUUGAGACGAAGGGGGGGCUGCCUUGUGUGACGGACGAUUUGAUGUGGCACCGUGAGGUCCCGCUCUUCGUGACGGGGAGGAUGGGGGCAUUGCGUUUGGGGCCUGGAGCCGCGAACCUUGAGGGGGCGAGACUGGGUGCUGAGAGGAUUGCUUGGGGUAUGGAUGAGGUGCUGGGGCGGGCGGAGACUGAGGAUACGACGGCGCAGCGGUCGAAGGAGUGCUUCUGUGGCUUGGGGAAUCGAUACGCGGGACUAGCGGAUGUGAGUUGGUGAGCAUCAGCCUCGACUGUCACUGUCCCGGACACGUGGGGCUAUCUUUAGGAUUGAUCCGUGUAUCUUGAGCCUAGUGGUUGCUAUGGGUGGCUCGAGGGAUGAGACUAUAUCGUGGACAUUGUAUAUACAUAGGUCCAUAAUACAGUGCUGU
This is a messenger RNA of Aspergillus campestris IBT 28561, 1894 nucleotides long. RefSeq names its product FAD binding domain protein. The record is from RefSeq and is a predicted model, not a curated record. Lineage: Eukaryota; Fungi; Ascomycota; Eurotiomycetes; Eurotiales; Aspergillaceae. The transcript is spliced from 3 exons. Bases 1 to 1743 code for a protein of 580 amino acids.